Molecule: messenger RNA, 4538 nt
Organism: Mya arenaria
Lineage: Eukaryota; Metazoa; Mollusca; Bivalvia; Myida; Myidae
Product: protein LSM14 homolog A-like
Exons: 10
Coding region: 109-1671 (520 amino acids)
Biological process (GO): P-body assembly; cytoplasmic stress granule assembly
Cellular component (GO): P-body
Molecular function (GO): mRNA binding
Source: RefSeq, a predicted model, not a curated record
CUGACGGUUGAUUUCGCCAUCUUGACCUGAAUUGUCGAAAGAAGAAAUUGGUCGAGGAAAUAUCCGCUGACAUCUUCGCGUAAGAAGUCAGUAAAGAAGGUUGCAGCCAUGAGUGGCGGCAUUCCGUAUCUUGGCAGUAAAAUAAGCCUAAUUUCGAAGGCCGGUAUUCGAUAUGAAGGCAUUUUAUACACAAUAGAUCCGAACGAAUCUACUGUGGCUCUUGCGAAAGUUCGGUCCUUUGGUACAGAAGAUCGUCCAACUGAUCGACCAGUUGCUCCUAGAGAUGAGAUAUUUGAGUACAUCAUAUUUCGGGGCAGUGAUAUCAAGGAUCUUCAUGUCUGUGAGCCUCCUAAACCACAGACUCUCCAACCCCUGCCACAGGACCCGGCCAUCGUAAAGUCAUCUCAGCCGACCCCUGGUGGCUCUUUCCAGCAGCAGGCCUCAGGAUUCUCUGGGAAUAGUGCCACAAGCACAUACCAACCAUUCAGUGCUCCAUCUAUGUAUGGUCAACAAUAUGGAGGUCAACCGGGUCAACAGGCAGGCUUCGGGGGAUUACCACAAUCAUCGGGUCAGCCAGGGUCUCGAGGCCCCUCCCCCAUUCAUAGCCGGAUCUCCCCAACUAUGGACCAGGGUGUGCAAGUGGGUGCUGGCCCCGCCCCCCAACGUAGGACUGGUUCUCGGGGAGAAACUCCACCUCCUAAUCGCAAGUCUCCCACAUCUGAUCAGGGGACGCAGUCGGAGCCUGUGGGUGUGGACACAAGUAAACCACCACCAGGUCACCAGCCCGCACCUCAUAGGGAUCAACCCUCUCAGAACGAGAACCGACGGAGACCUCCACCCCAGCAGCAGCAGCACAAUCGGGGCUGGGAGCAAAAGGACCAGCAGCAGCACAAUCGGGGCUGGGAGCAGAAAGACCUUGGCCGACAUCCGCCUAGAGAGCAGCAGGAUCACAGGCCAGUGUCAGCCAGUUAUGCAAGGGGACGAGGCAAUAACAGAGGAGUAUCAUGGCAAGGUGGUCAAGGAGGUGGUUACAGGGGCAACCCAAAUCGUGGGGGUCCGAGAGGUGCCCCACGGGGUCAUUCAGCAAGGGGCCGAAAUCCACAAAGCAGGGAACCCAUUAAGUUUGAGGGCGAGUUUGACUUUGAAAGUUCCAAUGCUCAGUUUGACAAGGAAGAGAUUGAGCGGGAAUUAAAGCAGAAAUUGACACUGGGUGAUAGUAAGGAGAAUGGUGAGAAGCCUGUAGAGAACGGCGGGGAUGAGGAAGAUGAUGAGUACUUCUAUGACAAGGCCAAGUCCUUCUUCGACAAUAUCUCCUGUGAGGCAUCUGACAGGGCAAAGGGCAAACAGUCACGCCCAAGCUGGAAGGAGGAAAGAAAACUGAAUGUAGAAACAUUUGGUACAAGUGACCCACGGCGGGGCUUCCGUGGGCGAGGUGGUUUCCGUGGCAACAGGGGAGGUUACAACAACUACAAUGGUUACAGAGGGCGCGGCCGAGGGAGUACAGGAGGAUACAGAGGUCGAGGCGGAUAUGGUGGUCGUGGGGGAAAUAGGCGGAACCAGGGAUGGGUAGAUUAUGAGUACCACUACGAAGACCGCAGACCACCCAGUGGACAGAACAGAGACAUGAACAAAGAACAAAACAAUCGACAGACAGCCACAACAGAAUCAUAGUUACCAAGCCAUGUAAGGAUGAGGAUGGUGCUCAGAUAACGUUGCAAUCUGGUCCACUAAAAUUCUCCCAGAUCUCUGUUUCAACUCCAUUUCCUGCACAAGACAUCACAGUUGAUUUAACGAUAUAAGAACACAGAUUUUUGUAGCCUGUUGUCAAAGAAUGACGACUUGAAAUGGUGUAAAUUUGAAAAAAGUUCUGUGUGUAAUUAGUCAAACUUUUUGUAGCAUAUGGGAGAAAUACCGAAAUUGGUUAUAGAUGGCUGGGUUUUUGAACUAGAUUUAUUAUUUGUACAUGUCUUGUCACCUGAAUCAGUAUUUUAGUAAGUGUGACAAGACUGGCUUAUUUUUAUGUUUAUUUAUAUUCAUGCAAUGAUGUACGUCAAGAUUACCACACUUUGUCCAUGGCUAGUGCUUCAUGUUGAAUCUGAACAGUGCUGCAACAGUUUAUACUGGCUAGUUUUUUGGUAACAAUGAAACAUUGCACAUUUGUGUUACUAUAGAAUAAGUCAAUAGGUCGAAUAUGUUUGUCAAAAUAUGUUGUAACUUAUAGAAGGAUUUGUGGAACCCAGGCACUGAUGGAGUUGUUUUCCAAAGUGUUUAAAUCUUUAUUAAAAGAUGUGUGAUCCAUUCAUUUAAAGUAGGGAUGCAAACGAAUGGCAAAAUUGAUAUUCGAAUAUUCGGUAAUUCUUUCAAUCGAAUAUUUGAUUACUAAAAUACAUCUUUUAGGAGUUGUAGUAAACUAUAAUUAUUAUUCGCUAAAGUAAUAGCCGGGAUAUUUAACCCUACUUUGCCGUAGCUUGUACGCACGGCAGACCCUGGAAUUCCCCAUUUUCAGAAAGAAAAAAGCAAUACAUUAUGAACAAACAAAAAACAAAAUCGAAUAAUUUCAAUUCCGUUGCUUUCAUAUUUGUAAACAAUGUGAAAUUAGAUGGAUUCCUUGUCAUGUGGCGUUAUGCGCCAAAGGAGGGUCUCUGAAGGAUGAGAAGCCUUGUUCUGGGAUUGACCUCUUCUGAAAAUAGCUAUGAAAAAUCGCAGGAACUAGUAAAACGAUUAAACGAAUAUAUGAGGAUUUGGACUCCUUUAUUGGAAGAAGAAGACAACACAUGUGAAGGCUGAUUCGUUAAAUCCUUAAUUGGCAUGUGUAUUGAAAUUUACCGAAGAUUAUUCAAACUUGUUUGAUGACCCUUGUCACUUGGCAGUUAUUGCAAAAUUACAGGGACUGUUUAUAGGACCCGAAGAUAUGUCCCAAAAUGACAUUUGAGGCGUGUAUAGAUUAUUGUCAUCACAUUCACACCUCUGUCAUUAGGGGCCGAUCGUUGUAAAAACAAGACAAACAAACUUUAUACACAAGAACAGAGUUGAAGGCAAUAGUUUUUUUAUUCUAUUAAUUCAACAAAUUGUUUUCGAAUAUUUGAAUACCGAUUUUGUCAUUCGAAUGUCAAAGACCAUGGUUGGUGUGAUUAUAUUCAAUGGUGCAGUCAGCAAUGAGCAUAUCAAUUUUCUGUAACCAUUGAAGACAGUUCUUAUCUGGAACAAAGGCAGAGUGUUUUAUCGCAUGCAUUUCUAGAUUUUAGAUGGGAACUAUCGUUCAAACAGGUCAUGCACAUACAAGAAGCAUGUAAACAAUGGGGACCAGUACACAAUUUCAAAGGAAAAAUGCUACAGUUAAUGAUUUUACUUAAGAAUCAUUGUACAUGUAUAUUGCAGGCUGAUGCCAUUUAACUUUUGUAAAUGUAUGAAAUAUGGGCCUUUUAAUACUUUAAUACUAAAUAUUUUGGCUUUCUAGGGAUCUUUAAACUAAUUAUCGAAGGAGCAUUUAAUGAGCAUUCCAGAUCUGGGGAUUACGCGUAGAUGGUACAUGUACACCAAAUGAUCAUAGCGUCAGGCUGUGUGUCAUGUUCACCAACGUUUGGAUUAUUUGGUCAGGCUGUGUGCCAUGUUCACCAAAUGAUCAUUUGGUCAGGCUGUGUGCCAUGUACAUGGGUCAGGCUGUGUGCCAUGUUCACCAAAGUUUGGAUUAUUUGGUCAGGGUGUGUGCCAUGUACACCAAAGUUUGGAUUAUUUGGUCAAGCUGUGUGCCAUGUACACCAAAGUUUGGAUUAUUUGGUCAAGCUGUGUGCCAUGUACACCAAAGUUUGGAUUAUUUGGUCAAGCUGUGUUCCAUGUACACCAAAGUUUGGAUUAUUUGGUCAAGCUGUGUGUCAUGUACACCAAAGUUUGGAUUAUUUGGUCAAGCUGUGUUCCAUGUACACCAAAGUUUGGAUUAUUUGGUCAAGCUGUGUUCCAUGUACACCAAAGUUUGGAUUAUUUGGUCAAGCUGUGUGUCAUGUACACUUGAACUUUUGCUUACCCUUACUGGUCUCCAUUGCAUGUUCUUGUAUUAUCCAUAUUUUCAAAAUUAAUAAAUAUGAAAAUGAUUUUUGUAUGCAAGGAAAAAAAGAAUGCUAUGAGGUCUGAUGUUUGUGUUUAGAUUGUGACUUAAUUGUCUUAAGAUUUUGUGGUCAAAAACUAGUCAAAAUAGGUCAGAGAUUAACUUUUUCUAAAAUCAAUAAGUAAAGAUUUGAAACAAAAUUGCUGAAUGUCUUCAUGUGAUAUAUAUUUAUCAGUACAUAUAUAUUUGGUUCAAUUUAGUGCCUUGGGUUCCAUACGUUCUCAUUGUUUCACCUAUUUGACCAGCUGUACAUAAAGUGGUUUCAAUCAACAUCUUGUAAAACAAAUGUGCUAUACUGUAGAAACUACUUGCCUGAAGGUGUUGUAAACUUGUGAUAGCCAGUGAAAUGAGAUGAAAAUUGUACCAUAAUUUCCGUGAUAUUUUAUACAACAUCACUAAUGCUAAAAAAAUCAAUGAAUAAAAACAACUUUCUAUA